Messenger RNA from Paraglomus occultum, 1164 nucleotides. Lineage: Eukaryota; Fungi; Glomeromycota; Glomeromycetes; Paraglomerales; Paraglomeraceae. The record is from the annotation of a GenBank genome assembly.
AUGUCACUUACGUCACUUCCCUUGGAAGUCAUCGGACAUAUUUUCGAUUAUUUGGAAUUAUCAGAUCUUGUCGACUGUUCUCUUACGUGCAGGCCACUUUAUUGGUUUUUCAACUUUCAUCACUAUGGUUUAAUCAGACCAAUAUGGCAUAAUGUCCCUUGCCAUGUUCCUAACAAUGGGGUUUCCGAUUUCAAGUUAUGCUACCGAAACGCUGUAAUGAUUGAUGCCACACUUUACAUAGUCGUUCUUUCACCAAACAAUCCUACGUGUUGGCAACUACGCACAAACGAAAAGAAUCCCGAAUGGUUACGCAUCCCUAUAAAGGUAUCCGAUCAGUAUCGUCCAGUUAGGUAUCCAGCAACUUCAUCAAUAUCGAAUCAGAUAUAUAUUCAUGGUGGCAUUGAUCUGAUUACCGGACAACCUACUAAUGCGAUGUAUGAAUUGAAUGUGAAUAAUAUGCGUUUACAUACACUAACUCAAAGCAACGCACUUCCUUGUCCACGCUCAAUGCAUACGCUUAAUGCCAUCGAUCGUAAUCACUUGAUGAUUUAUGGUGGCCAAUGCUUUAGCAAUGACAAACCAUAUGAUUGUAAAGAUUAUGCAACUUAUGACGUUACGAAUAAAAGUUGGACUAUUUAUAAUUCAGUACCCAACGUUCCAUAUGCAAGAUCAUUACAUCUUUCCGUGUUUGUAAGAAAUACACUUUACGUAUACGGCGGCCAGCAGACUACUUAUGCAGGCUUACCAGAAAUACACAAUGAUGAUAGUAUUUGGGCUUAUAAUACACAAGAUUGCAGAUGGAGUAAAUAUCUUUCUCCAAACAUUGAACAGUCGACAUCAUACAGACUACCGUCCGAGUGGAUAUCCACCACCGGACGGAGACAAAGUCCUGGUCGGCGUGUUGGUGCUGCAAUGGUUUGUUUCGGAAACAAAGUUGUCAUAUUCGGUGGAUCAACGACUGCUAAUUGGGAGAGGGAUCAACCUGAAAAACCUUGGGAGUACAUGAAGAUAUUCUCGGUGUAUAAAAGGACUUGGGAUCACAUUAGAAUUCAGGGCUUACCAAACAUGCAAUGUGUUGCGUUUGCUAGCGGAAGGCGAGAAUUUUUUGUUAUAGGUGAAAAUUUGAAUACUGGAGAAACUAUGAUGGGACGGAUACUUGGUUAA